AUGUGGAAAUUUUUUGUUGUUGGUUUGCUUUCUUUAAGCAUAGCUUUACGCAUAAGUCGCGCAGCAAUUGUUGAGGAUUCGAAACAUUUUCAACAAUUUAAGCUAGUUUAUAAUAAACACUACGAAUCGGAUACCGAAGAGCUUAAACGUGAGCGUAUAUUUCUGAAACAUUUCGCAUUUAUCGAGGAACAUAAUCAGAACUUUACGAAAGGACUAACCAGCUUUGAGCUGGGAAUAAAUGAGUAUGCGGAUGUCAGUGAGGAGGAGUUUGCGAGCGCUAUGAGUGGCAGCGAUGAGAUUUAUGAUGUACCAAGUGUAUUGAAGCAAGGCGCCACCUUUAUAACACCAGCAAAUGUCGAAUUGCCCGAUUCGGUGGAUUGGCGUGAAUUGGGCGCGGUCACUGAGGUCAAGAAGCAAGGUCGUUGUGGUUCCUGUUGGGCUUUUGCCACCACUGGCGCGCUGGAGGGUCAACACUUUCGAAAAACUUCGAAACUUGUAUCGCUCUCGGAGCAGAAUCUGUUAGACUGUACCAUCACAUAUGGAAAUAAGGGCUGUAAUGGUGGCAAUAAAGAGCGCAGUUUCCUCUAUAUACGCGACAAUGGUGGCAUCAACGCGGCCGCUGCGUAUCCUUAUCGCGCUCAAUUGGACGCGGAGUGUUUGUUCGACGCGUCCGCGAUUGCGGCGAAGAGCAAAGGUUUUGUCAAAAUUACACCCGACGACGAAGAUGCUCUAAAGGCUGCUGUGGCCACAGUGGGACCAAUUGCUGUUAAAGUCAAUGCAAAAUGCUUUCGCAAACAAUUCUAUAGACAAGGCGUAUUCAACGACGAGCUCUGUGAGGAGCGUAAACCCAAUCAUGCUAUGCUAUUGGUAGGCUAUGGUCGAGAUAACACUACGAAUAUGGACUAUUGGAUAUUGAAGAACUCUUGGGGCGUCAGUUGGGGCAUGGAUGGUUAUAUAAAUGUGCCACGACAUGUCAACUUUGGCGGUAUUGCAAUGCGUCCUAGUUAUCCGUUGGUUUGA
This is a messenger RNA of Bactrocera tryoni, 1020 nucleotides long. RefSeq names its product procathepsin L-like. Gene Ontology annotation, molecular function: cysteine-type endopeptidase activity. Gene Ontology annotation, biological process: immune response. NCBI's taxonomy places the organism in Eukaryota, Metazoa, Arthropoda, Insecta, Diptera, Tephritidae. The record is from RefSeq and is a predicted model, not a curated record. Bases 1 to 1020 code for a protein of 339 amino acids. The transcript is spliced from 4 exons. Gene Ontology annotation, cellular component: lysosome.